AUGUCGUCUGAAGACCCACCCAAUUCGCCCGAUGCCGUGAAACGCUCCCGCUACACCUACCGCCACCUUCAAUUACUGCGCCAAGGGUCUACUGCCACACCUCUACGCGCCAUUGCGCACAUCGACCUCGAUGCCUUCUACGCUCAGUGUGAGAUGGUGCGCCUGGGGACGCCUCGUGAUACUCCACUCGCAGUGCAGCAAUGGGAUUCGCUGAUCGCUGUAAAUUACGCGGCACGACCAUUCGGCGUCAACCGCAUGGUCAGCACCGCUGAAGCCAGGAAACUAUGCCCGAAUAUCAUCUUACAACAUGUUGCCACUUUUCGGGAAGGCGAGGGUGGUCGCUGGGCCUAUCGGGAUGACUCGUUCCGCAGUGUCAAGACUGAUAAGGUUUCCUUGGAUCCCUACCGGGCGGCGUCGCGGAAGAUCCUCCAGACGAUGAAGGAUGAGGUGCAGAGAUGGUGCACGGAUACGGAGGGCGACCUUGGUCACCUUACCCAAGGUAUCUCGGCUGCAGUGGAAAAGGCCAGCGUCGAUGAAGUCUUCAUUGAUCUUUCUCCUCUCAUUUACUGUGUCUUGCUACAGAGAUACCCCGAGCUUCGGGCCGUUGUGCAAGACGAGAAAAAAGAUGCCGCGCUACCUUUCCCUCCUACGGUGCUGCAAUGGGAAGCCGACGAUUAUCUGAUAGAUUUAGAUCUACAGGAAAGCGAGGAAGAUGACCCAGAUUGGGAUGACAUUGUCAUGCUGGUGGCGGCGGAGAUCACGAGGUCGGUCAGAAAUGCAGUGUGGGAAAAGUUACACUAUACCUGCUCUGCUGGAGUUGCCAAAAACAAGAUGCUCGCGAAACUGGGCAGCGCUUGUAACAAGCCUAAUAAGCAGACUGUGGUACGGAAUCGUGCUGUCCAAAACUUCUUGGGUGGGUACAAAUUUACUCAAAUCCGGAUGCUGGGCGGCAAGCUAGGGGAUCAGAUCACUUCCUUUUUUGGAACAGAACAAGUGAGCGACCUUCUUAAUGUGUCCCUUGAGCAAUUGCGUGCCAAACUCGACGACCACACCGCAACCUGGCUGUACAACACUAUCCGGGGAGACGAUCGCAGUGAGGUCAAUCCCCGAACCCAGAUCAAAUCCAUGUUGUCUGCAAAGUCAUUUCGUCCCAGUAUCAAUUCAGUCGAUCAAGCGGAAAAAUGGUUGCACAUUUUUGCAGCUGAUAUCUACGGUCGCCUAGUAGAGGACGGCGUGCUUGAGAACAGACGUCGUCCUCGAGUUAUUACUCUCCAUCACAGAGUUGUGCAGAGUCGGUCCCGCCAAAUGUCAAUCCCUGGUUCCAAUACUAUUGAUGAGAAUUUGCUCUUCGAGCUGGCCAAAACCUUGCUUCGACAAGUGUUGGCAGAUGGACAGGUGUGGCCAUGUGCAAAUCUGUCUUUGAGCGUGAGCAGUUUUGAGGAUGGCGUGGGCCAGAACAAGGCCAUUGAAGGCUUUUUGGUCCGUGCUGAUCAGGCCAAGUCUCUCAUACAUGCCAGACCUCGCGCAAUACUGAAAAGUGACAAUACUGAACAGUCCCCUGCAGAGAAAAAGAGAAAGGUUGAUGACGGUAUCAAGCGCUUUUUCAACCAACCUCAUGAUGAUUCUGUUACAUCAGAGAAUGAAAGCCCCCAACCUCUAGCCCAACCUUUAGCCCAAGAUCCAGCGCCUGGCGGGGACCAAGCUCUGGACACCCAUAUUCCGCAAUUUACCUGCAGUCGAUGCUCAAAAUCUAUUCCCGAAUAUGACAAAGAGGAACAUGACGACUGGCAUUUUGCUAAAGACCUGGUAACCCAGGACAGACAAGAAGCGCGGGAUGCCCAACAAAGCUACACGCCCAACAGCUCCCGAGCGUCCAAUCCUCGUGGCAGAGGAGGUCGAGGUGGCCGGGGAAAGUCUGAGAAAGGACAGAUGCGACUGGCUUUUCAAUAA
This is a messenger RNA of Penicillium odoratum, 1950 nucleotides long. Its product is annotated as DNA-directed DNA polymerase eta. Gene Ontology annotation, molecular function: DNA-directed DNA polymerase activity; damaged DNA binding. The coding region runs from base 1 to 1950 and encodes 649 amino acids. The record is from RefSeq and is a predicted model, not a curated record. Lineage: Eukaryota; Fungi; Ascomycota; Eurotiomycetes; Eurotiales; Aspergillaceae. Gene Ontology annotation, cellular component: replication fork; nucleus; site of double-strand break. Gene Ontology annotation, biological process: response to radiation; error-prone translesion synthesis. The transcript has a single exon.